Messenger RNA from Anthonomus grandis grandis, 1679 nucleotides. It is a transcript of the gene phtm, whose product is annotated as cytochrome P450 306a1. Gene Ontology annotation, cellular component: intracellular membrane-bounded organelle; cytoplasm. Gene Ontology annotation, molecular function: heme binding; oxidoreductase activity, acting on paired donors, with incorporation or reduction of molecular oxygen, reduced flavin or flavoprotein as one donor, and incorporation of one atom of oxygen; iron ion binding. Gene Ontology annotation, biological process: xenobiotic metabolic process. Bases 150 to 1652 code for a protein of 500 amino acids. The transcript is spliced from 8 exons. Lineage: Eukaryota; Metazoa; Arthropoda; Insecta; Coleoptera; Curculionidae. The record is from RefSeq and is a predicted model, not a curated record.
CAGGUUGUCGCUUAUCCCCUGACAGUCACUGUGUCCCGCAUACUAAUAGUCGUUCGGUCGUGUCGGUUUUGUGCUAAUCUUCCUUGUUUUUAACGUUAAUUUAGGACAAUAUAUCAAACAAUUAACUCUCUGUCUACUAUAUUAAUAAGAUGUUUUUUUACUUGCUGCUUACCCUGUUGCUGCUGGUCCUAGGACACACCUUAUGGAAAAACCGUAACUUACCUCCAGGUCCUUGGGGGAUUCCGCUGCUAGGAUACUUACCAUGGUUAAGCCCCAAAGCUCCUUACGUAACCCUUACAGAACUGUCUAAGAAGUAUGGGAGUGUAUAUAGUUUAACCUUGGGGAGUGUGUGCACUGUGGUCCUUACAGACCCUAAAGAUAUAAAAAGUUUGUUUGCUAAAGAUGCCACCACUGGGAGGGCACCACUGUACUUAACCCAUGGGAUUAUGAAUGGAUAUGGUCUUAUUUGCGCCGAGGGUGACUUAUGGAAAGACCAAAGAAGAUUUGUCCAUAAUUGCAUAAGAACCUUAGGAGGCUCCAAAAUCGGUCAGCAACGACAUAAAAUGGAAAAUUUAAUAUUGAAACAUGUUGAGAGCCUUGUUGAGUAUCUAAAAACAACAAAUGGCGAACCCCUGGACCCUCUGGAAAGUCUUCGUCACCACUUAGGUUCAGUCAUUAAUGAAAUAGUAUUCGGCACCUACUGGCCGAAAGACGACCCCACAUGGAUAUGGCUCCAAGAACUACAAGAGGAAGGAAUCAAACAUAUCGGUGUGGCCGGUCCUCUUAAUUUCUUACCAUUUUUAAGGUUUUUGCCAACGUUUAAGCGGCCGAUGUCUUUCCUAAUCGAAGGUAAACUGAAAACGCAUCGGUUUUACCAAAAACUGAUCGAAGAAGAAAAACAAAAAUUAUUAUUAUCCGAGCAAAGUAGAUCCGAUGGGGACCUUGACACUAAUAACGCCUAUACCAGCCUGUUACAAGGUUUUCUUAUUGAAAAAGUGAAAAAAAGUAACAGCGAGUCGGCUUGUAAAUAUUAUAACGAUCAGCAGUUUUAUCAUUUGUUGGCCGACGUUUUUGGGGCUGGAUUGGAUACCACUUUGACCACACUCAGAUGGCUAAUUUUAUACUUGGCAUUAAACGAGGAUAUACAAGAAAAAGUGAGGCAAGAGAUUUUAUCUGUGACAGAAAAAAGGACACCAACUAUGGAUGAUAUAACUUAUUUGUCUUUAGUCGAAGCUUGUAUUGCUGAAACACAACGGAUUAGAUCAGUUGUGCCCGUUGGUAUUCCACAUGGUGCCUUAGCAGACAUACCACUAAACAAUUAUAUCAUACCCAAAGGUUCGAUGAUUAUACCAUUACAAUGGGCGAUACAUAUGAAUAAAAUACAAUACAAGAACCCAGAAAUGUUUAACCCCAAUAACUUUCUGGAUAAAGAUGGAAAAUUCUGUAAAAAUGAGCAUUUUAUUCCUUUUCAGAGCGGAAAAAGGAUGUGCGUGGGGGACGAGCUGGCAAAAAUGUUGCUCUCUUUGUUCAUUGUGCGACUUUUGCAAAAUUUCACUUUUAUGUUGGAAGACAAACAGUUGGUGGAUACUGAGGGUGAUUGUGGCAUCACUUUAACACCAAAACCUUUUAAAAUUCGCUUCAAAACAUUGUAAUUUUGUGUAAUAAAUUUUAAAUAAUUG